AUGAGAAGGUUGAAGAUAGAGCUAGAGCUAAGGAAAGCCUACGCGGUUUCACACUCAGAUUUUUCAAACAAUCGAUUUUAUAGAGGAAUCCCUGAUGCAGUUGUCGAACUUCAUGGUCUUCUAGUGCUCAAUCUCUCACACUACAACCUAACUGGUCCCAUCCCAUCGUCAUUUGGAAUGUUAAUUCUGUUACAAAAUAAUCUUGUCGGACCCAUUUCACAUGGGAAACAAUUUGAUACUUUUGACAAUGAUUCCUAUAGCGGUAACUUGGCGUGGUGUGGCCUCCCACUUUCAAAGAAAUGUGGCAACGAUAAGGGACCAAAACCACCUACACCAGUGUUUGUGGAAGAUGAAGGUUCUGCAAUGCCCUUUAUUUGGAAACUUGCAAUGAUGGGCUACGGAUGUGGAUUGGUGUUCGGAUUGAGCAUGGGAUACAUUGUUUUCACAACUGGAAGACCAUGGUGGUUUGUUAGAACGAUUGAGAGAGAUUGGCAGAAGAAUGUUACGAGUGGUGAUCGAACUGAAUUUGAGGAAGAUACGCACCCUACUUCCAUAGAAUCUGGCUGGAAAGAACUUGGAGAACUUAUUUCACUGCAAAUGCUCAACUUCUUUCACAACAACUUCGCUGGUCCUAUCCCACCAUCCUUAGGAAAUAUGGUAGCACUUGAAUCGUUGGAUCUCUCAUCAAACAAGCUUGGUGGCAGAAUUCCUUCCCAAUUGACAAAUCUGACAUUCCUUGCAGUGUUAAACCUGUCAGAAAAUAAUCUCGUCGGACCAAUUCCCCAUGGGAAUCAAUUUGAUACGUUUGAUAAUGAUUCCUACAGCGGUAACUUGGGAUUGUGUGGCUUACCAUUGUCAAAGCAAUGCGAUAACCGUGGGUGA
Messenger RNA from Durio zibethinus, 882 nucleotides. Lineage: Eukaryota; Viridiplantae; Streptophyta; Magnoliopsida; Malvales; Malvaceae. The record is from RefSeq and is a predicted model, not a curated record.